Messenger RNA from Bombina bombina (fire-bellied toad), 3253 nucleotides. RefSeq names its product oocyte zinc finger protein XlCOF6-like. Lineage: Eukaryota; Metazoa; Chordata; Amphibia; Anura; Bombinatoridae. Gene Ontology annotation, biological process: regulation of transcription by RNA polymerase II. The record is from RefSeq and is a predicted model, not a curated record. Gene Ontology annotation, molecular function: DNA-binding transcription factor activity; RNA polymerase II cis-regulatory region sequence-specific DNA binding. Bases 41 to 2701 code for a protein of 886 amino acids. The transcript has 5 exons.
CAAUAGUUCAUAUCUAUCCUUCACUACAGAAAGCAUCAGAAUGAUACCGCAAACUCCAAUAGUCUUGGACACCAAUGACUAUUCACAAACAUUGGGGAUAUCACAGCAGAUAUUUAAAGGAGAUGGUGAAUUGGCAGGAACUGGGCAGCAAUCAUUAUUUACAGAUAGUAAUUUAGUCAUCAAACAAGAGGACAACAUUUCUGACUUACCUAGAGAAAUUAUUAUCCCCGAGGAUAAACCAAAUACAUUUACUGAGAUUUCAAAACAUAGAAAAGAAGGGAACAGUCUACAGUCUAGCCAAAUGAUUCAUACAAAGGAGCAACCUUUCAAAUGUACAGAAUGUGAGAAAAGCUUUAGAUGGAAGUCUAAUCUACUAAAACACUACAAAAUUCACACAGGUGAGAAACCACACACAUGUACUGAGUGCAGCAAAUGUUUUACACGAAUGGAUAAUCUGAAAAUUCAUGAAAAGAUUCACACAGGAGAAAAGCCUUUCACAUGUACAGAGUGUGGAAAAAGAUUUACACAAAAGCAGUGUCUCAAAACUCAUGAAAGGAUUCACACAGGAGAAAAACCUUUCACAUGUAGAGAGUGUGGAAAAAGUUUUACACAAAUGAAUUGUCUGAAAACUCAUGAAAUGAUUCACACAGGAGAAAAGCCUUUCAAAUGUACAGAGUGUGGAAAAUGUUUUACAGAUAAGAGUCAUCUGAAAAGUCAUGAAAGAAUUCACACAGGGGAAAAGCCGUUCACAUGUACAGAGUGUGGAAAAAGUUUUACAAAAAAGGGUGAACUGAAAAGUCAUGAAAGGAUUCACACAGGAGAAAAGCCUUUCAAAUGUACAGAGUGUGGAAAACGUUUUACAGAUAAGAGUCAGCUGAAAAAACAUGAAAGGAUUCACACAGGAGAAAGGCCUUUCACAUGUACCGAGUGUGGAGAAAGUUUUACACGAAUGGAUUAUCUGAAAACUCAUGAAAGGAGUCACACAGGGGAAAAGCCUUUCACAUGUACAGAGUGUGGAAAAAGUUUUACACAAAAGCCUGAGCUGAAAAAGCAUGAAAGGAUUCACACAGGGGAAAAGCCUUUCACAUGUACAGAGUGUGGAAAAAGUUUUACAGAAAAGAGUAGUCUGAAAAAACAUGAAAGGUUUCACACAGGGGAAAAGCCUUUCACAUGUACAGAGUGUGGAAAAAGUUUUACACGAAUGGAUACUCUGAAAACUCAUGAAAGGAUUCACACAGGCGAAAAGCCUUUCACAUGUACAGAGUGUGGAAAAAGUUUUACAGAAAAGAGUAGUCUGAAAAAACAUGAAAGCUUUCACACAGGGGAAAAGCCUUUCACAUGUACAGAGUGUGGAAAAAGUUUUAGGUUAAGGAGAAGACUGAAAACUCAUGAAAUGAUUCACACAGGGGAAAAGCCUUUCACAUGUACAGAGUGUGGAAAAAGUUUUACAGAAAAAGGUAGUCUGAAAAAACAUGAAAGGAUUCACACAGGGGAAAAGGCUUUCACAUGUACAGAGUGUGGAAAAACUUUUUACAGCAAGACACUGCUACUUAACCAUAAAAUUCUUCACACAGGAGAAAAGUUAUUCACAUGUACAGAGUGUGGAAAAAGUUUUACACAAAAGAGUGAUCUGAAAACUCAUGAAAGGAGUCACACAGGAAAAAAGCCUUUCAUGUGUACAGAGUGUGGAAAAAAGUGUGCAAAACGUUUUACACAAAAGAGUGAUCUGAAAAAUCAUGAAAGGAUUCACACAGGAGAAAAGCCUUUCACAUGUACAGAGUGUGGAAAUUUUUUUACAGCAAAGAGUGAUCUGAAAAGGCAUGAAAGGAUUCACACAGGAGAAAAGCCUUUCACAUGUACUGAGUGCAGCAAAUGUUUUACACAAAUUCAUCAUCUGAAAACUCAUGAAAGGAUUCACACAGGAGAAAAGUCUUUCACAUGUACAGAGUGUGGAAAAAGUUUUACAGAAAAGAGUACUCUGAAAAUUCAUGAAAGGAUUCACACAGGAGAAAAGCCUUUCACAUGUAGAGAGUGUGGAAAAAGUUUUACACAAAUAAGUGGUCUGAAAUCUCAUGAAAGGAUUCACACAGAAGAAAAGCCGUUCACAUGUACAGAGUGUGGAAAAAGUUUUACACAAAUAAGUAGUCUGAAAUCUCAUAAAAGUAUUCACACAGGAGAAAAGUCUUUCACGUGUGCAGAGUGUGGAAUAAGUUUUAUACAAAUGAGUAGUCUGAAAUAUCAUGUAAGUAUUCACACAGGAGAAAAGCCGUUCACAUGUACAGAGUGUGGAAAAAGUUUUACAAGAAAGAGUGAUCUGAAAAAUCAUGAAAGGAUUCACACAGGAGAAAAGCCUUUCACAUGUACAGAGUGUGGAAUUUUUUUUGCAGCAAAGAGUAAUCUGAAAAAUCAUGAAAGGAUUCACACAAGAGAAAAGUCUUUCACGUGUGCAGAGUGUGGAAUAAGUUUUAUACAAAUGAGUAGUCUGAAAUAUCAUGUAAGUAUUCACACAGGAGAAAAGCCGUUCAUAUGUACAGAGUGUGGAAAAAGUUUUACACAAAAGAGUGAUCUGAAAAAUCAUGAAAGGAUUCACACAGGAGAAAAGCCUUUCACAUGUACAGAGUGUGGAAAAAGUUUUACACAUAUGAGUACUUUGAAAACUCAUGAAAGGAUUCACAAGGGAAGAAACCUUUCACAUGUUUAAAAAGUGGAAAAAAAGGUUUUUAUUGAAAUCAGGUACAGUGUACAAACCUUUUUACAAUUAUCAUAAAGAGGACAAACUCUAAAUGGAAGCAUCAAAAGGAUCCUAUUGUAAAAACUACUUUCUAAAUCCCAGUUAUAAAAGCCCCAGAUUGGAAGUGCUGUCCUUUGUUCCUCUUAUAUGUGCACCUCAGUUUCUCUCAUAUCAAUGUGAUAGAAUCCAAACACCACACAGGAAUAUACAACUCUGUCCUCAUACUGACCAGUUUACACAACCAUUCACCACCAAAGCACCCCCAGUGUUGUUUAUUAAUAUGCCAGUGUUAGGAGUUGUACGUUUGUUUUACAUAGAGGAGAAAAUAAUUAUAUUUACAGAAUAAAGGAGUCUUUAUAUGAAUAGAGUGUUAUAAAAAUAUAUAAACAAGAAUAUCAGCCUCAAAUGAUUGACAUCUGGGAGAUAUAUUUAAUGUGCACAUCAUGUGGAUAAACCUUUUCUUAUAGCAAUAGAUGGUUAACAUUAUACAUGUUAUACAUAAAAAAAAGACACUUAAACACA